UUUUUAACAUUAGUACUAUUCUAAAUAAUGGCGCGCCUCCGGAAGCCCAGCCCUACGGAGCAAACCAUAUUCAUGCCUCCCCCCACACCUACCACACGAACCAGUCCCCGCAAGGGCGUGCGCGAAACGCCCUCAACCCGCAAACUGCGCUACACCUCGCCCGAAGACUCCGAUGAAGGCUCAAUACUCGUUCCAAAGGCUCCUAUCAACCAGUCGCCGGUUAGGAAACAACGCGUGCUGCGGCCAAUGCCAAGCAAUGCGACUCUGGCAAAGAGACCGAGUACCGAGAGUCUGCGCAGCCUAGCAGCAACACCCGACAAGGACAGAAGGCCUAGGAGGCCGCUUAGAGAGGGUGGAAGUGCAGCGAACCAUCUCUACUCGAAGACUCUGGCCAAGACUGUGGCGAGGAAGAAGGGUCCCUUGAGCCUUGCACGGUCCGAGGUAGAGGAGACAGUCGUUGAUGAAAACGACGUUGGGCAGAGCAUCCUGUGUGGUGACGCUGAUGGUCCAAGUGAGGAAGACAAGGAGAAUGUGCGGCAGUCGGUAGAGGAGAGUGAUGCAGACGAAGAGCCCGUAGUCGCUGCAAGGAGGAGACCUGAGCAACCGCGAGGACGGAGGAGGGUGGUGUCCGACUCUGAGGAAGAGGAAGACGAGGAGUGGGAUGAUGCCGUCAUGUCCCAGCACACACAAGCCCCAGUUCCAGAGCCUGCGUGGAAGCCUUCCACGGACAUGCCACCACCGCCCCUUGUUUCCAACAGGCCUCCGUUCAGAAAGGGCCACAGCACCAUAUCGAACUGGGCGCAAGAUGUGAUCGACCUGACAAGUUCUCCCGCGCCAUCGCCGUCGUUCGCACUCCCACCACCUGCCCGAGCGCGCACUGCGUCUUUCGCCGCUUCUUCCCGCGCAAGCAGCAGAGCGUCGAACCGUGGAGAUGAUGUUUUAGUCUACUCCCCAACUCCUACGAAACAACGCUCACCUCGCAAGGCACCCCCGAUAUCGCGCCCAAGCACACCUCCUCAGCUACCCAGUCCUUCGAAGCUUGCCUCGCCGUCAAAGAAAAAUAUUCGGAUCCCAAAUGUACCAAAUCUGCGACCCAGCAUCGAUGCCUUCUGGGAUCCCGAGAUAGUCAAUGACCACAAUGACAAGUUCUCGCCCUCGAAGCCACUUCUCUCGCCCCGGAAACAGAACCUCUUCAAGCAGCUCGAAAAGCAGAUCAACUCCAUAACCAUCUCCGACGACGAGAGUGACUCUUUCCCCUCACCAACAACUUCACCACGGAAGAAGAAAGUACAGUCUCCUACGAAAAAGGUAUCGGCAGAUGGUUCUUCGCCAACCGUAGCGGUCCUACGCGCCCAACGCAAGGACUUUGCAGCCCGUAAGCACGCAAUCGCCGAAACCUUCAUUGCUGAGGUAGACAUGGCUAUCACGAACGGCCGCAUCGCCGAGCUCUCUAGCAAUACUGGAGGCAUCCAGCUCGUCUGGUCCAAGACGCUCAAAACGACUGCUGGCCGUGCCAACUGGCGCCGCGAGCAAAUCCGCCUGCGCACUGGACCUCUGCCCACGGACACGCGUGUCGAAAUCCGGCACUACUGCUCCAUUGAGCUCGCCGAAAAGGUCAUCGACGACGAAGAGCGGCUGUACAAUGUGCUUGCACACGAGUACUGCCACCUCACGACCUUCAUGAUCAGUGAGGUUCGCAACAACCCGCACGGCGCAGAGUUCAAGUCGUGGGGCGCGAAAGUCACGGCCGCGUUCAGGAGCAGAGGCGUCGAAGUUACCACCAAGCACUCGUACAAGAUCGACUACAAGUACAUCUGGGAAUGCGUGGCGUGUGGCUGCGAGUUCAAGAGGCACAGCAAGUCGAUCGACCCUGUGCGCCAUUCGUGCGGCCGGUGCAAGGCGAAACUUGUGCAGACGAAGCCGACUCCUCGCAGCGGCGCUGUCGGUAAGGAUGGAAAGAAGCCGAACGGCGAGUACCAGGUUUUCGUCAAAGACAACUUUGCCAAGGUGAAGAAGGAGAUGGAGGGCAAGGGCCAGGAUGCAGCUAUGGGCAAGGUUAUGGAGGUGGUCGCGAGGGCGUAUCGAGAGAUGAAAGCUGGGAAGGCGAAGGAAGUUGAGAGCAAGGUGGAUGAUUUGGAGGCUGCGAUUGAGAGUUUGAGGAUAUGAGUGCGGAUACGGCCAGACUUCGACGAUUUU
Molecule: messenger RNA, 2196 nt
Organism: Paraphaeosphaeria sporulosa
Lineage: Eukaryota; Fungi; Ascomycota; Dothideomycetes; Pleosporales; Didymosphaeriaceae
Exons: 2
Coding region: 28-2166 (712 amino acids)
Cellular component (GO): nucleus
Source: RefSeq, a predicted model, not a curated record